AUGUGGCCGUUAAGAUCUUCCCCAUCCAGGACAAGCUGUCUCUGGCAGAACGAGUAUGAGAUCUACAGCUGUGAGCGGCUAUGGAAGCACGAAAACAUCCUCCACUUUAUCGGCGUGGAGAAGAGGGACAACAACCUGGACCUGGAGCUGUGGCUCAUCACCGCCUACCACGACAAGGGUUCACUGACAGACUACCUGAAGGCCAACGUGGUGUCCUGGAACGAGCUUUGCCACAUCGCUCAGUCAGCAGCCCGUGGCCUUGCCUACCUCCACGAAGACAUCCCAGGACAUAAGGACGGGCACAAGCCCUCCAUUGCUCACAGGGACAUUAAGAGUAAGAAUGUGCUGCUGAAGAAUAACCUGACAGCCUGCAUCGCUGACUUUGGCCUUGCACUGAAGUUUGAGGCAGGAAAAUCAGCAGGAGACACACAUGGACAGGUGGGAACACGGCGUUACAUGGCUCCUGAAGUGCUGGAGGGCGCCAUCAACUUCCAGCGCGACUCCUUCCUGCGCAUCGACAUGUACGCCUUCGGCCUCGUUCUGUGGGAGCUGGCGUCGCGGUGCACAGCUGCUGAUGGUCCAGUAGACGAGUACAUGCUCCCCUUUGAGGAGGAGGUGGGUCAGCACCCGUCGCUGGAGGACAUGCAGGAAGUGGUGGUGCAUAAGAAACUGCGGCCCUGCCUGCGAGACUGCUGGCAGAAACACACGGGUCUGGCCAUGCUCUGCGAAACCAUCGAGGACUGCUGGGACCACGAGGCCGAGGCCCGCCUGUCUGCCGGCUGCGUGGAGGAGCGCAUCGGACAGAUGCAGCGCCAGGCGCCCGUCAUCGGCCCCGAGGAGAUCGUCACUGUCGUCACCAUGGUGACAAACGUGGACCUCCCGCCCAAGGAGUCCAGCUUAUGAUCAGCCAAUCGGCCGACUCCGGAUGAGCCAGCGGAAACACGGAUCAACACGAGGGGAUAAAUGGCUGACCCUGGUUGGUCGGCUUUGUGGGUUUUUUUUUUUUUUUUUUUUCCCUUUGAUUGUGUUUUUUGUCUUUUUUCCCCCCCCGUUCCUUUAAGUGCGGGCCGCUGCUCGCAUUCAGGAAUCGCCCCGCGCCCGCCUCACCACAUCAGUCGACAUCCACCUCAUUUUGAUAUGCGUGCCUGAGGAUUUUAACGUUGAACUCUCUGCCAUCCUGAGCGGACUCACUCAGGAUGUUUUACCAAGCGACAGCGCUCACAUGCUGGGACGACGACACUCAACGGACACUUUGAUCAUGUAUUGUUUUUAUAUACACGCACACACACACAGACACACACACAGAUGUAGUUGGGCGGAGAAGAUCCUUCUGAGAAAUUUCACGAAACUUUCAGUGCAUUUUAGUGUUAAAAAAAAACAACAAAAGAAGAAAAAAAAAAAAGGACAAGCACCCGGCUCUUGAUACAUUUGCUGUUUUCUCGUGUGGGUUUUUUUUUUUUUUUGGAGACUAUCGUUCUGCCAAUAAGCAACGGCUUCUGAAUGUUUAUAGUGUAAUGCUGCUGUACAUAGUGUAUUAUGGACCCAGACAACUUGGUAAUCAAGCUUAUUUUAAAGGGGGGGGAAUGGGGAGGGGGGUCCAUUUUCAAGCAUUACGAUGAUAAAAACCAUAAACCUCCUUCAACCAGGUAUACCUCAGUUCAGAUGGACACAGUUUAAAAAUUAGUCCCUCUCUCCCUGUUCACGGUCAUCGCUCGCACUUCCUCCACAACCUUCGGCUCCUCGUCGCAUCCAAACAGCUCGCUGGCGGCGGUCAGCGAAGCCUCGACACACACACAUGGCCAUAGACACUGUUUAAAAAAAAAAAAAAAAAAA
Molecule: messenger RNA, 1833 nt
Organism: Archocentrus centrarchus (flier cichlid)
Lineage: Eukaryota; Metazoa; Chordata; Actinopteri; Cichliformes; Cichlidae
Product: activin receptor type-2A-like
Biological process (GO): protein phosphorylation; activin receptor signaling pathway; cellular response to growth factor stimulus
Cellular component (GO): activin receptor complex; plasma membrane
Molecular function (GO): activin receptor activity; ATP binding; activin binding
Source: RefSeq, a predicted model, not a curated record